Molecule: messenger RNA, 3039 nt
Organism: Phlebotomus argentipes
Lineage: Eukaryota; Metazoa; Arthropoda; Insecta; Diptera; Psychodidae
Gene: spin
Product: protein spinster
Exons: 8
Coding region: 358-1971 (537 amino acids)
Biological process (GO): transmembrane transport
Cellular component (GO): membrane
Molecular function (GO): transmembrane transporter activity
Source: RefSeq, a predicted model, not a curated record
CCAUUGAGUUUGCUUCGGUGAAGACGUGUGAGUUUUCCAACCAGCACAAUUUAAUAGUUUGGUGAAUUGGCCAAUAAAUUCAAUCGGAGUGUUCAGUGAUCCACAGUGAGCAUCACUUGCUACCCACACUGCGACUCGCCCUUGCAAAUCGCGUUGUAUUUUCCUGCCAGAAAAUUCUCGCGGGGCGCGCCGAAAAAAUAACCACACGAAGCCAUUGAAAUUUCUAAUUUCUCCUCGAAAAUGACUUUCUACACGCUCAAGAAUAGCUCAAUCAUGUGUUAAUUAGUACCACGGCAUCUUAUCUGUGUCAGUUCGAACGCUGGUGUAAUCGAGUUGGGGCCAGGAUCCCCGUAUCAGAUGCCAACGAAUCAAGGUUAUCAGAAAGUGUCCACGGAAGCGCCCAUGGCGGACUCGUCGAGAAUAGCCUCAAGGAGCUCCUCGCAGCAGCUCAUGCCCCCGGACACGGCCAGCGUGUCGGCGUCCCUGGAGUCUGGGGAACAGGACAAGGUCCAGUCGCCCUAUCAGUACCACGGCUUGCGGUCCAUCGGGAGGCGGGAGUGGUUCACGGUCUCGGUGCUGUGCUUCGUAAACCUCAUCAACUACAUGGACAGAUUCACAAUAGCCGGUGUACUGACGGAUAUACAGCAGCAUUUUGACAUCAGGGAUGACCAGAGUGGACUCCUGCAGACGGCAUUUGUGCUGUCGUACAUGAUAUGCGCUCCUAUAUUUGGAUAUUUGGGUGAUCGCUACUCGCGGCGAUGGAUCAUGGCUUUGGGGGUGGCGCUCUGGAGUGGCACGACACUUUUAGGGUCUUUCAUGAAUCAGUAUGGGUGGUUCCUCACAUUCCGCGCACUCGUUGGCAUCGGCGAGGCCAGCUAUAGCACAAUUGCGCCCACAAUCAUCUCAGAUCUCUUCAUCUCUGACAUGAGAUCGAAGAUGCUGGCCUUCUUUUACUUUGCCAUCCCCGUUGGAUCGGGAUUAGGGUAUAUCAUUGGAUCUGAGACUGCUAAGCUGAUGGGAACGUGGCGGUGGGCUCUGAGGGUGACACCCAUCUUGGGAGCUGUGGCUGUGGUGAUGAUCUGGCUGUGCAAGGAGCCUCAGCGUGGUCAGAGUGAGGGAUCUCACAAUCUCGUUGUCACUUCCUACCGUGAGGAUCUGAAGGAUAUCGUGAAGAAUCCGUCAUUCAUGCUCUCCACGGCGGGCUUCACGUGCGUCUCAUUUGUGGCUGGAGCUCUGGCUUGGUGGGGGCCCACCUUCAUGCACUUUGGCAUUCAACUUCAACCGGGAAAUGAAGAUAUCUCGCUGUCAAGUGUCUCAUUUAUGUUCGGUGGCGUGGCCCUUCUGUCAGGAGCCAUUGGUGUUCCAUUGGGAUCGUAUUUGUCACAAGUAUUUAAGAAGCGUUAUCCACGAUGUGAUCCCAUUAUUUGUGCCUUAGGAUUGCUAAUUAGUGUACCACUGAUUGCUGCGGCGAUGAUUGUGGUGUCUUCCAGCACAGCGUGGGCUGUUACGCUUAUAUUUUUCGCUGAAUUGGCUUUGAAUCUUAAUUGGGCAAUUGUCGCAGAUAUACUAUUGUAUGUUGUUAUGCCUACAAGACGAUCAACAGCAGAAGCUUUUCAAAUACUUGUGUCUCACGCACUUGGCGACGCUGGAAGCCCGUAUCUUGUGGGAGUGAUAUCUGAAGCGGUAAAAUCACUGAGACGCACAGAAAUUGCAACGGCGCUUCAUGAGGAAAUAAUUGAAGCGAGUGGGAACAAUAGCACAAUUGCUUUUGAAUCAAUUGAUGAUUCCAAAGAAACGAAAUUCGUGGCUCUUCAGUAUGCCUUGUUCGCCACGUGUGUGGUGGAGGUUUUGGGGGCUGUUUUCUUCCUUAUAACAUCUUUCUACGUGACGAGAGAUCGCGAGAGGGCAAAGAGAGCUAUAGCAGGUUGCCAAAUAGAAAUGAGCGAAAGUUCAUCAAAUUCAUGCAAUUAGCAGAUGGCUCAAUUGAGGAGAUUCAACAUCAGGAUGCCGAUCGGACGAGUAGUAGUAGUGUUAAUUCCUAAAAUUUAUUUAUACUCUCAUCUAUUUAUCAGCAUUGGACAAAUUGUCUAGCUUCAACGUAAUUUCACGUGUAGUCAAAUACACAAAUAACAAGGAAAAGACUUUAUUGUAUAGAGAAAAGAGAUCGUUUUAUGCGAUAAAAUUAGGUAUUCUUUUUAGCAAUUGUGUGUCAAUUGGCCUCGUUUUCAAAAUUCACAUUAAUUCCACGAAAAAGUUCGGUCAAUCUGACCAUCAACAAGUAAUGUUGACGAAGGCGAAAGCUUCUGCAAUCAAAAUCUCAUAACUUCCGCUUAUCCUAAGGGAGAUAGUUAAUCACGAUCGACGAUGAAGAGUCCCGUGUGAGUGUUAAGUCAUCAGCUGAAUGGCUUGGAGUGGAAAAGGACCAAGACAAGAUAAUGUCAAAUGGAGAGAAGAAAAAAUUCCUGCGAAUGAUCAAAGUAGAACUACAAUAAUUCUAGUCUUGUUUUACUUUGAGAAAUGAUAAUGCUUUUGUUUAUAAAAGAUGGAGAGAAAGAACAAUAGAGGAUGAUGUAAUAAUGAUAAAGACUGCCUUAUUAGAUUAAUUGUAUAAUAUUAAUUUUGUCUAGCAUGAAAAUAGGCACGAUGAUAUCACAUGAUUUUUUAAUAAUUAUCACAUAGAAGACAACCAAAAACUCUCCUCGAAAUUGUUUCCUUCCCUAAUUGCUAAGGAGUAAAAUUUAGUAAUAAAUUAUUUUCUGUAUUGAGAAAAUAUGAAAAAUGGUAGUGGCUUAAUUGCGAUUGACUUGAAAUUUGGAGAAAAAAAAAAUUGUGUUGGCUCAUUAGGUGGAAGAUCAAUGUCGAUCGGUGUUCUCGUCGAUCCUAAUGGGUUAAUAUGGUUGACUUUAGAAAUGAGAAAUACUAUAUAGCAGAAAUAUGCAAGAGUGAAUGUUUUAUCAAUCUAGUUGUUUGAGAAAUUUGUAAAAUACGUUAAAUAUAAUGGAUUUUUAUAAUAAAUCUGCGUAAAUCAUAAUUUCUGUA